UAGUUGAUUUUCUCAAUUGUUUCAUGGCGAUGUUGAAAUUGAAUCGUGGUUGGAAUUUGGGAAUGGGGAAAAAGUUCGAUUUUGGUACUCGUGGAGAAGGAGGAAGUGGAUUUUUGAGAAUUCGAAGAGAUGAUGAGAAACAGGGGAUUUGUUUGAAUUGCUGCAGCGGUGUUGAAAAUGGUAGAACGAUUACUAUGAGUGAUACUGAUUACUUUUAUAGUUCGAUAGCAUCAGUGACUGAUUCAACGACUCAAACUGAUAAUGACGAAGGAGACGAAUUUGUGAGGAUGAUGAGGGAAGCUCAGCCUUAUUUUCUUGCGCAUAGGGAUCGAACAUUUGUUGUUCUUCUGUCAGCUGAGAUUAUUGAUAGCCCUUAUUUGUCUUCCAUAAUCAAGGAUAUCUCGCUCCUUCAUGGCCUGGGAAUCAAGUUUGUUCUUGUACCUGGAACUCAUGUCCAAAUUGAUAGGUUUCUGGCUGAAAGAGGAAGUGAGCCCAAGUAUGUAGGCCGCUACAGAGUAACAGACCCUGAUUCACUGAUGGCUGCAAUGGAUGCAGCUGGGAGAAUUCGUCUUAUGAUAGAGGCAAAGUUGUCUCCUGGGCCAUCAUUGACUGGUGUCCGCCGGCAUGGAGAAAAUAGUCGCUGGCAUGAUGGUGUUAGUGUUGCUAGUGGUAAUUUUCUAGCAAUGAAGAGAAGAGGAGUUGUAGAAGGAAUUGAUUAUGCAGCGACUGGAGAAGUAAAGAAGAUAGACGUUUCUCGCAUUCGUGAGAGACUUGAUCAGGAUAGCAUUGUGUUAUUAAGCAAUCUUGGAUAUUCCAGCUCCGGAGAAGUUUUGAACUGCAACACAUAUGAAGUUGCUACAGCUUGUGCCUUGGCUCUAGGAGCAGAGAAACUGAUUUGUAUUAUAGAUGGUCCAAUUCUGGAUGAGUCUGGCCGUCUUAUUCGUUUCUUGACUCUUCAAGCUGCUGACAUGCUGGUUCGCAAACGAGCAGAACAAAGUGAGGCAGCAGCUAAUUAUGUAAAAGCUGUCAGUCAAGAGGACUUCAAUCGUUUAGAUCACAAUGGUUCUAAUGGAUCAAUCUCUUCCUACAAUAUGAAUGGGUUUAGCCAAAAAUACAGUGUUUUUCAGAAUGGUGUUGGUUUUGACAAUGGGAAUGGGCUUUGGUCUAGUGAGCAGGGUUUUGCCAUUGGAGGACAAGAGAGGUUAAGUCGACUAAAUGGUUAUCUUUCAGAGUUAGCUGCAGCUGCUUUUGUGUGCAGAGGAGGUGUUCAAAGAGUUCACCUGCUGGAUGGUACUAUUGGUGGAGUUUUACUAAAGGAAUUAUUCCAAAGAGAUGGAGUUGGGACAAUGGUAGCUAGUGAUCUUUACGAAGGAACACGAAUGGCUAGGCUGUCGGAUAUUCCCGAGAUCAAACAAUUAUUACAACCUCUAGAAGAGUCUGGAACAUUGAUCAGAAGGAGCGAGGAAGAGCUGGUGGAGGCACUGCAUUCAUUCAUUGUUGUGGAGAGAGAAGGCCACAUUAUAGCUUGUGCUGCUCUCUUUCCUUACUUUGAAGAAAAAUGUGGAGAGGUUGCUGCUAUUGCCGUUUCUCCUGAUUGUCGUGGCCAAGGACAAGGAGACAAAUUACUUGAUUACAUUGAGAAGAAGGCAUCCUCCCUUGGAUUGCAAAUGUUGUUUCUGCUUACAACUCGCACAGCUGAUUGGUUUGUGAGGCGCGGUUUUUCUGAAUGUUCCAUCGACUGCAUACCAGCUCAAAAAAGGAAAAAGAUCAAUCUAUCUCGUAGGUCGAAGUAUUACAUGAAGAAGCUGUUACCUGAUAGAAGUGGUAUACGCUUUGACAACCCCUUUUCAUAAGAACAAAAAAGAGGUUUCUGCUGGUCUCUGUAGUGGCUCUGCAAUAAGCUUGGAUUAAAUGGGCAAUCCUUGUUAAUAUGUGUCCAUUAAGUGUAAUCAUAGAAAAAAUAUGCGCCUGUAAAAUUUCAGGAAUGUUACAUUGUCUGCUUUAUAAUGUAGCCUAUGCUUGAUUUGGUUGCUAACAUUCAUCUGUCUUUAACCUUUAUGGGUCAAAUUUUUAGAGUUUAUGUUGAGUUAAGAAAAGCUGGAGCGAAGGUUCCUUCUUGUGCUC
Molecule: messenger RNA, 2124 nt
Organism: Solanum verrucosum
Lineage: Eukaryota; Viridiplantae; Streptophyta; Magnoliopsida; Solanales; Solanaceae
Product: probable amino-acid acetyltransferase NAGS1, chloroplastic
Exons: 10
Coding region: 24-1853 (609 amino acids)
Biological process (GO): L-arginine biosynthetic process
Cellular component (GO): cytoplasm
Molecular function (GO): L-glutamate N-acetyltransferase activity, acting on acetyl-CoA as donor
Source: RefSeq, a predicted model, not a curated record